UCCAAGAAACGCCCUGCUGCUCUAUCCAAAAUAUCUCCAGCGAUAGCCAUAAAAUAUGUCAGGCUUCAGUUUUUGUUGCUGUCUAGUCCGACUGAUCGCACACCAAAGCCAUCUGAAGAAAUCAAACUCCUCGAGGCAGGCUUGGGGAAAAGAACCAUGACAGUGGCUGAUAACUCUUGCCAUGAGGAGAUUGUCUGUCAACUUGAAGAGCAGUACCCCAAGUUGAAGCAGUUGUCCGGAGGCUGGCUAUGUUAUAAAUCAACAGGUGGUCAAGGACAGAGAAAAUUGAUAGUUGUCGCUACAGAGUCUGAGGGCUACACUGGACGACUCCUUAAAACGGUCACAAAUAAUGGCAAACUAAUUCUGUACAUUGUCCCACUACAAGAGGAGCUAGAUGCAAGCCCCCUCCCCCACAAUGCUCCAGAAUUUUCCAAAAUGCCAAAAUCCUCAUGCAAAAACUGUGGAGUUGUUAUGCCUUUACAGUUCCUGGCUCUGCACAUCAAAUCUUGUAAUGCUGAAAUUAGCAGUGAUGAGCCUGAAAUUGUCAGUAUUGAAGAGAAAGAAGUCAAUACUACAGAAGUAUGCCCAAUAUGUGAAAACCAAUUUCCCAGAGAGGAUAUUGCAUACCAUGCCAGCUUUUGUGGAGAUGGAUUUCCAGCAGACACCUUGAUGCCAUUACUUGAAGAUGAUGCCAGAGAGGGGACUUCAAGCACAAUUGAUCUCUUGCCUCAUGGUUCCAGGACUACAGAACAAAGCACCAGUCCCACUGGUGUAGUCAAUGACAUGGCCGGACCAUCAACUAUGCUUGCUGAUCCCACUGUCCCAGAAUGGAAGCGAAUCAUGAAUGCUUCAAGUGCAGCAACACUGUUCAGAAGAGUUAUCUUGAGGGAGCAACAGCUGGAGAUACCUCUUCGCUUCUCGAUGGACCUACAUUCUGAUGUUGAAGAGAGAGAAAAGGCAGUAAUCGCAUUCUACAAGACUCAGAGAACUAAAUGGGCCUCCCCACUUCACUGUGUGCUGGAAGGUGAUGCUGCCAUCGGUGAUGGUGUAAGUCGGUACUUCAUCAGCUUUGCUAUGCAGACCUUGCAGUCUGGAUUCCACAUCAAUUUUGGCAAUGCUGAUGUGACUAGGCUGUUUGAGGGACAGAAGGAUCACCUCAUCCCAUGUGCCUCCCAGCCACUCAUUGAUUCUGACCUUUUUCUGAUGGCAGGUAGAAUGGUGGGACAUUCAUUUAUACAUGGUGGCCCGGGAUUGCCAGGGAUCAGUCCUGCUGUAGUCCAUGUGCUCUUAGGGGGCCAAUUGGAGACAGCGACAUUGGUAUUGGAGGAUUGCCCUGAUAUCGAUCGAAGGAACACAAUCCAGUUGCUGGAUGGCAACAGGGAGCUAUCUGAGGACCAGAAAGCGGCUGUCAAUAGCCUAGCCGACAUGUGGGAAUUGCCACGACUGACUAAUCUGAACAGACAAUAUCUUCAUCAGAGGCUGUUGCAGCAUGCGAUUCUGGGAAGAACCGCUUCUCAGAUCAAACAGAUGAGAAAGGGCUUAAAAGAAACAGGAGUGUGGUCAAUACUGUCAGAAAGAAGAGAUGUGGCUGAAGCUGUCUUUCCGUGUGAAAAAGAAGUUAUCUGCAGCCCCCAGGUCAUGAUUGAUCACAUCAUCUGGCCAACAAGUGAGGUUGUUGAGGACGACGACGAGGAAUUUCCACUUGAGACAAGAGCCAAAAUUGGAAUGUACCUUCGGCAUUUCAUUGAAACGGCACCAGCAACCUCUCGGAUGAACCUACUCAAGUUUUGGACUGGAUGGGAAGUUCUCUCUGGGCAGCUGAAGCUGGAGGUGGUACGUGGGGAGUUCCCAAAAUCCUCGACUUGUUACCAGAGCCUACGCAUCCCUGGCCACUUCUCAACUUAUGAGGAACUUAAACAAGCACUUGAAGCAUCUAUCGGGACAUCCGAUACUGGAUUUGGACUGAUAUAA
Messenger RNA from Cyprinus carpio (common carp), 1971 nucleotides. RefSeq lists its product as uncharacterized. The coding region runs from base 157 to 1971 and encodes 604 amino acids. The record is from RefSeq and is a predicted model, not a curated record. Gene Ontology annotation, molecular function: ubiquitin-protein transferase activity. The transcript is spliced from 13 exons. NCBI's taxonomy places the organism in Eukaryota, Metazoa, Chordata, Actinopteri, Cypriniformes, Cyprinidae.